This is a messenger RNA of Spirometra erinaceieuropaei, 26110 nucleotides long. Lineage: Eukaryota; Metazoa; Platyhelminthes; Cestoda; Diphyllobothriidea; Diphyllobothriidae. The record is from the annotation of a GenBank genome assembly.
AUGACCGUGCACCCGGAUUUUCCUCUUUGGGGCGUGAAGUACAGUCGCAUCAUGACGAAGACUCCGUUGGACUAUGCCAACAAGAAUGAAACUACCAGCUCAAUGAGUAAUGUGAAGAGCCAUAACUUCGCCUGUUCAUCUCACUCUGCCUUCCUGGUCGUCUAUGCAACCCAUGAACGCAACGACACACCGAACUCCACCAAAGGCAACUUUCUGGUAGGCAUUCCUUCUUCACACUUUUAAACCAUUAACGGUUACACGUUUUAACUACAGCCAGUCAUUAGCCUACAGCUUGUCUAGUGUGAUGGGGAAUACUGGAUGGGACCUGGGGUAUGACGUCUACCAACAAACCUUGAUCUCAGGACGGAAAGCGACGUUUUUAUACCCUGAGCGUUACCUUCUACAGUCAUAUCAGGCCGUCGAAUAGCAGCCAGUGAUUAAGAGGUACUGCCGAAAAAGACAGGGGAGGCUGAAAUAGUCAUAUUUGACUAACUCCGGACCAACUGGGCUCGCGUUCCAACUACGGAUUUUGCGACCUAAGCCUGGACUACGCUCAGCUAGUGACUGCAGUUAGACCAAAAAUUGCUUUCUCAGUUCUUGCUUGUUGUUAUGGCCCAUGGUCCUCAUUCCUAUAACUGCACCUGCCGGCACUUGCCAAAUGGUCUGGAGAAAACCUUUUUACGCACUCACUUCUUUUGCCUUUUCGAACUGCGAAUCUUGAGUACAUUAAAUGCCUUUAAGAUUGGCUGGAUCGUAAGCCCUCUAGUAGCUCCCCACCUUUUCAGUUUUCUCAAUAACAUUAAAGGUAGCAACCUCGAUUGUUUACUAACAUUUCAGGGCAAUAGUUUAAAGCUUCUCAUCAGUGAGGCUGUAAAGAGGAAUUGUUGGCUUCCCAGCAUCCAAAUGGCUAACAAUAGGAAGCAGAGUCCCGCAGGGUUCGAUACUACAUUCUCUUCACCUCCUCAUCUAAAUAUACGACUGCACUGAUAAUAAUGGCUGCGAUGUCGACGUGCUUGCUGGUGGUAGAAAAGUCUGGACAACGAUCAUCAGAACUGCACCAAUUGGAUUCCACGCAAAAGAAGCGGAUACGUAAAAUGACCUAGCUACCUAGACAGCUUUGAAUUUGAUGCCCUCCGAACACCGUAAAGAAGCUGCCCAAAAGACAACGAACAUCAUGGACUGAAUUAAGUGAGCUUGCGUAGUCUCGUCUCCCGAACUAUUUGCGCGCAUAUCUGGUACGUUCGCUAGGCCGUAUUUUGAAUAUGGAAAACCAGCGUGGAUUCGGUAGGCUAAGAAAGACGGUGACGUCAUCGAGCAGGUGCAGCUACGGACAACGAAACUGGUGGGCGGUUUCAAAACUUCGUUUUAUUCAGAAAGACUGACCAAGUCCUGUUUGGUUCUUCUAUCCUAUAGACAGUUGGGGUGCAACCCGUUUUGGAUAUUCAGCUAGAUCGCAGUUGGUAGCCAGGCCCCGCAUUACAGGUGGCUGGGGGAUUUGUUUAGGGUUCCGUUAGUAUUAACGGUUGACGUUUAAGGUUGAGGUUAUGGUUAGGGUUAAGGUCGCCGUCCGCUUCCCCAUUCCUGGCUACCAACUGCGAUCUAGCCCGGGAUCGAGUGAGAUCCGAACUACAACAGUGAGAGUCAAACACUUAUUUGACAAUAACAUUAUGUUGUUCAGAUAAUGACGGUUGCCAACUUUAUCGUGAAGUGGACAUGAUGAAAAAAUUCCGCGCGUAUAAAACAAGCCACUGCCACAUUUUCAGACUAAAGAUCAUGUGGAGAAAUUUUCGCGAGAAAAUCUGCCAGCACCUGGUCAAUGUCUUUCCGUCAAACUUUUUUCAAAUUAAUCUAAAUAUCGCAAGUGGCGACCACGUUGACGCCUGGGGAAGAGAUUCACAUCUAGCUGAAAACUGGUGUUGUCUGUUGGAUAGAAAGACUUGGGGCACCAAUUACUAAAUACCGGUCAGCAGAUUACUCAGAUGACUUAGUGGUCACAAUGUGACUGCGAUUACGGUAAUUAGGACUAGUUAGUUAGGGAUUAUUAUUUACUGCUAACCACACAAGAACAACGCUGGGUCGGGCUAUGUGACAAUGAGCUUAGGUCAGCCAAAAAUGGGACUCCAUGCUCCAGGCUGUUGAAAAUUCAUUGUCCGCACGGUAGCAUGUCCACGCAGAGCUUUGCCCGUCAUCGAAAGUCGCAGGGGGGGGGGAGGGAUGGUGCAAUUAGGUGCAUAGUGAAGUCAUGUAUUAGGAGAUACGGGGAUCUAUGGAAGAAAUGAUCUGUCCAAUCUCCGUCAUAAUGCUACCAUAGAAUACGAUACCGAACGAAAAGGUGUCGCCGGUGACCAAGCAAAUACUUUGGCGACAGUAUCCCGUCAAACGUCGGGCACACUGUAAAGAUAUAUACGGCAAACGUCCAUAAUCAAUCGGUCUUUUAUUCGAUAAGAUUGACUGCAUGUUUGUUUAAGCACAUAGAGACGACCAAUCUCUUCCAGCGAGCGCUUUUUUCUCCCUAAAACAAUCAAACGCGACGGCAGAGUGCUUAGUUUUAGUUACAUACCAGAUGGUCCGUAGCGCUGCGAGGUUCCGUCGAAAGAUUUGUACGCAUGCACGUAUUUGAGAGUUGCGGGCGGAGCCCUUGAUGUACAGAUGAGAUUGUAUACAGCAAACAUGAAAUAUGGUCGUUUGGAAUGUACACGGAAAAAUUUUACGACAAACGCUUAGCGAUACGAUACAUGACGAAUAAGAUCUGAAGUGAAGUUUAUCGGUGGUCGUAGGUGAUCCUGCAGCAAGAGGCGUUGUCUAUCAAAAACUAAGCUGUCCAAUUGCCUUAUGAGCGCAGUUAUGGUAGCAGAAUCUUGAGAAUGUGUUUCAUGACCGAACUACCCGCUGGCCGAAAAAAAACCUCUCUACUUCCCUCUCUCCCACCCCAACUCCACCGUCCUUAACGCGCUGACUCCGUCGUGCGGGCGGCGUGGGAACAUGGAGUCCGAUUAACCCUGCUCCCGAGACGCAUUUAUAUCCUGUCGACAACUAGACUGAUCAUUACCCAUGUAAGUGUACCGGCCUGAUGCUGAAUUACCGAAAACAUAUGUUCGCCAACUAACUCUUCAAUCGUAAUAUGGGAAUCUUCGCAGAACCGAAAGAAAACUCUCGCUGGUCAGAUGCGUACACUCAAGUUUGGAUGAUCGCGCAAGUGGCUCGUAUUUGUAAACUGGAAAACUUCAGGCUUAGACGAAAGGUUUUCUCCCCAGAUGAUAAGAGGCUAGAUCGCAGUUGGUAGCCAGGCCCCGUAUUACAGGUGGCUGGGGGAUUUGUUUACUGAGGCUAUUUUGUGGGGUUCCAUAAUCACAUCUGACCCAUUUGGCUUCCGUUUUACGCUUGAGGUUAGGAUUGGGGUACCGGCUAAUGGGUUUCGUUUUUCGCGUUAGGGUUAUGCGUUUAAGGUUAGGGUUUGAGCGUACGAAUACGUUUCAGUAUUACGGUUAGGUUUUCCAGUUACGGCUAUGUCUAAGGGCUACGGUUACGUUUACGAUUUCAGUUAGAGUUAGGGCUAGGGUUGCCGUUAGGAUUAACGGUUGACGUUUAAGGUUGAGGUUAGGGUUAGGGUUAAGGUGGCCGUCCGCUUCCCCAUUCCUGGCUACCAACUGCGAUCUGGUCCGAUCCCGUUCUGCCCGUCCGCCAGCUUGCUACUGACGACAACGAAAGUUGCGUCUCGUCUUUUACACUCUUAGUGAGCUACUUAUGUAUUAUAUGUGGUAUGUGUCCUAUGACACAGCGUUCGUUGUCGCCAGUAGCAAGCUGGCGGGCGGACAGAAUGGGAUCGACUGAGACCCUAACCACAACAGUGAGAGUCACACGCCUACUUGACAUGCUUACAGUAGGUGAGCUAACCCAUAAAAUGUCCACCGAAAUUCCGAAAUGCGUUUUCGUUCCAAAAAGGCUACUUAAAUAGGGUUGUAAAACUUAUUAUCUUGUAGCAUAAUUCUACAAUAAUCCUGUUAGCUCAGUAUGUCGGCUUUCGAACCAAUUUCUUUCCGACCGCAUGAAAAAACCACACUUUGCAAAAAAUGACUACUUUAGUAGCAUGCAUUUUUCUCACCGAUUUUCAGUGCCCUUAAAAAUGCAAUUAUAUUUCGUGGUAAUCAUGCACAAAAAUAUUGAUUCUUCUACUUAUUCGGUAGAAACUGUCGUCUUCCAAUUUGUUACGCGAAAAUAGGGUAUAAUUCGGUCUUAAAAAGUUUAUAAUUGUGAGAUUUUUUAAUACCGUGAAAUGACCGUUCAUAAAACAUCGUGUCUCUGCAUUUCCUAAUGCAGCUUGUGAAUUUUACAAUUUGACUCAAAUCCACUACUAAAUUUUAUGAACGCCAUAUGAUCUCCUCUUAAUACCGUAGAGAAAUGUACGGUUUUCCGUGCGAGGAAAAUAUACGGCCUGUAGUUUGGAAACCCUUAAAGCAAGUGUAAAGACAGGUGGGGUUCAACAUUAUUCGGGAAUUGGAAAACUUUUUUAAAACCGAGUUAUACCCUUUCUUCGAGUAUAAAAUUGAAAGAAGACGUCAUUUUCUACCGGGUGAAUAAAAUAAUUAAUAUUUUUAUGCAUGAUUACCAUGAAAUAUAGUUGCAUUUUUGAGGGCAGUGGAAAUCAAUGAUCGAAUGCAUGCUACUUAAGUAGUCAUUUUUUUACAAAGUGUGGUUUUUGCAUGCGGUCGGAAAGAAAUUGGUUCGAAAGCCGGCAUCCUGAGCUAACUGGAUUAUUGUAGAAUUAUGCUACAAGAUAAUAAGUUUUACAACCCCACUUAAGUUGCCUUUUCCGAACGAAAACGCAUUUCGGAAUUUCGGUUGACAUUUCAUGAGUUAGCCCACCUACUGUACAUUCCGCACUUCAUAAGGCCUAUGACGUCCUGAUGAUCGGUAACGAUCGUGAAACAGCUGUCUGCGUCUGGUGAGCUGCUUAUGCAUUAUAUUGUUAUCAAAAACUACCUCUAAACAAUAUAUCCGGCCUCUGCGUGUGCAUGCGGACAUCUAGUGACUGCUUAGGAAAAUCAGUUUUCGCAGUCGGCCUACUGCAUGAGAAUCGGGGGAUUUUGUACAUUUCUGUAGGCUGGGCGGGUAACCUAGCCCGUAUGAUCACUCCAACCAACCCUGACGGCAUAGUCGCAAUGGUUGUGUAUCCAUCGCUGGGCUCUCUCAUCCUUCCAAAUAAUGCUCAUUAAAACCGCGUUGGUCCAGAAUUUGGCUAGAAGCAGCGGCGACAAAGACACGACAGUGUGGAAUGCUCAUUUCUGGUUUCUUUGUUGCCCUUAGCACAAAUUUGAACCCGACGUAGGUCUCUUUAGAUACCGUCUGAGGAGGCGCUCUACUGAGUUGUCUGCAGUUCUGGUGUCUGGCCCUAGCAAUGUCAAACAAAAGCACAUGCCUCGCGGCUGGCGCACCCCGGCAAUUAUUCGUCGUUGCAUUGAGCACUUUCAGCAUGUUCAGAGAGUCGGACGCGUCAAGCGCCUCAUGUCAGCUUCAUGGCCUGUAUAAUCGGCCCCACCAGAGGGCCUUGGCCGGACAGUCAUAUAGCGUUCGUCUGUGAGGCUUUCUUGAGUCCAACAACUAAAUCAUAGAGGACCGGUUUGGCACGUGUAGCUGGGCAAUGCUUACUCGUGUAUUCUGCCUUUUAUCUCUGUCAGCCACUUGUACUUGAUACGGCUGAGAUCAUGCCUGAUCUGGCCAGCCUCGCUGAUGUCCGAACUGUACCUCUCGACGCGUGACGAUCCGCGGCAGCAGAUCUGGACAGCUCAACCCAUUCCCUUCGCCAACGACGUAGACCGAAUACCGAAGGUCCAAGAACCACCUCCAUUUCUUGACGAACUGUGUCGAGCCAGGUUUUGAACUGGCCCCCUCUUCGACGCCUCCAAUGGGGCAACGAUGCCGGGUCGAGGGCAGUAACACUGGGCUCCUGAGGUGGACGACGAAGAACAUGCCCGAACCACCUCAGUCGUAUUUCUUGGAUGGCCUGAGUUAUCCUUGCGAUGUUGUCGCAGCGAGCGCGGAAUAUCUCAUUUGAGACGAAAUCGGUUAACUUCACUCGAAGGAUGAUCCUCAAGCAGUGGUGGUCAAAUACCUCCAGUUUUCGCUCAUCCGCCACGCACAAAGCCCAGCAUUCGCAACCGUAGAGAAGGACAGACCGAACAGAUGCACGGUACACGCGAAUCUUAGUGGCGAUGGAGAGGUUACAUCGAUUCCAUAGGCAUUCCCGAAGGCUUGAAAAAACCCAGCGGGCAGCAUCGAUUCGGGAGACAAUGUCGUUCUUACUCUGUCCAUUAGGCAGCAGCCGCGCCCCGGGGUAUUCAAAACUGCCCACUUCUUCAAGUUGACAGCCAUCAAUCCCCAGGGGUGCCUUCUCCUGGUCAGGGAUGCAGCUUGAGAAUACUUUGGUCUUCCCAGCCUUUAUGGACAAACCGACUGAUUUAACGACCUCGUUCACUCGUGACACCAUAGACUGCAGAUCACCAAAACUUGAAGCAAGUAAGGCGAUAUCAUCGGCAUAGUCGAGAUCAGUCAGUCGAUAUCCGGGUGCAAAUUCAACACCGUCACUGUCGCGUAGGGCCCUCCCGAGGAUCCAGUCAAUAGCGUAGUUGAACAGGAUGAGUGACAGGAUACAACCCUGUCGGACGCCAGACCGAAUACCGAGCGGUUGGGAAAGAUUGCUGCGGACCAGGACUCUCGUAGUAGUGGAGCGAUAAUAGGCCUUGAUCAUGGCGAUGAUUUUUGCCGGUUCACAAUCUAGCGCCAUUAUCCGCCACGGGUAUUCACGGUGAACGAAAUCGAACGCGGAGGCAAAGUCAAUGAAGCAGACGGCCGUCGGUUGUUGGUAGCUAUGGCGAAAUUCGAGAAUGCGCCUCAGUGUAAAUAUCUGGUCUGCGCAUCCACGUCCAGCACGAAAUCCGGCUUUGUUGGGCCUCGUCCUUGAGUCACGCACAGCCUGGAAUCGCCUGAGUAGGACAAUAGCGAAGAUCUUCGCAGCAACAUCAAUGAGACUUAUGCCGCAGUGGUCCUCGCAUCUCGUCUUAUCUCCCUGCUUGAGGAUAGGUACAAGGAUGCCUAAGUCCCAGUCAUCAGGAACAAACUCGUCUCUCCACGCUCGUUUAAUAACCUCAUGGAGCCAGGGCGCCAGAGUGUCGACGCAAGACUUGAAGAUUUCAGCGGGUAUACCGUCCUCUCCGAGUGCCUUAUUGUUGCGCAACUAGGCCCAAUCUCAGCAUCGUUUGGUUGACCGGCUCGGAGAGAGAGAGCGCGCGCGCCAGGUAGGUGUUGGGCAAUCUGUCUCCAUGACACGUCAGCAUAUUCCCGAUUUUGUUAAGUCUGACGCGCUCGAAACUAUCACAACGUGCCAAACGCCGUGCCUUGGAAGGCUGCCAGCUUAUGGGAUAACUCGGUCCUCCUCUCAGGACGAAGAGUCAGGUUGUAUUGGCUCCUUCUUGGCGUGCGCUGUAUGGCACUCCCACCUACUCGGGAUUCGAGCCGCCCUUUGUUGUUUUAGUGAAACCACGGUCCUUCAUGUGCAGAUCGGGCAUGUGUAUGGCACGUGCAGACGGGCUGGUUAACUUUGUCAGCCACUGCGCCUGACUCCGUCUCCGGUCGUCUUAAGUCUGUCAUGCCACCAGGCCCAGGUGAACAAGGCAGGAGAGUAUGUAGUGUCCAGGCGGUGAGAAUAUGUGCAGGUUGAGCGCUACCAUCGCCCGGUCAGAUCCCAAGUUGUAGGGAGAAGACGGAAGACACCAGAAUGAGGGGGUUAUCGUGCAGAGAACCCGGAGUUUUCCUCUCAGGCGGCGGUGGCCACUGACGAAACCAGAGCUGGUGUUGACUGCAUUCGGUCAUGCCUGAGAGUCACUGAGACAGUGAUGGCAGCCGCUUUUGUAGGCUCGUGGGCCAAGCUCAAGUGGUGUCCAGUCUGUGUGUGUUGCAUUUGCCGAGGGGUGGUGUCCCAGUGGCUUGGUUUGCUGGUUGCAGGGGGUGGGGUACGUUCAAGUGGCCGCAUGCGCAGCUGCGGCUGCGCGGACGCUGGUAUGCCCGAGCUGUCGGUCGUUUGACUUCAGGUCAGCGCGUCUGGAACGGCCCACUGCAAAAGGGUGAAUGACCUUGAGACAGCGAGGUCUUGACCAAUGACACCAGACCGGCCAUGAUGUCUGCACGCCACAAGCAUGUGCUGUUGGUAAUUACGAGCCAAUCCUGCACAGGUUGACUUUAAAAACCCCUUCAAUGCCCGAAUAAGUUUAAACCUGACCGGAAAUUGGAAAGGAUAUUGCCCUUCAUCUAAGGGGCGCAAGUUAUUGGCGUUUGUUUUUGACAGUCGAGGCUCUCCAGACUACAGUAAAAAAAGGUGAGGGUGAGAAGGACGGCUCCAGCACCGGGAAUACUAGUUUACUGUGUUGAGCCUUGAAUUGUCCAUUUAGUCCGUAGGCAUCAUUAGUCAGAAAGUGAUAAAACUGUUAUGAUGAGGGAAAUUAAGUGGCCAUUUCUGCAUCCUCUACUGUUGCUGGGGCUGCUUUUUUCUUUAGUUUGGCUGAGUAGCGCUUGGUAGGAGGGAUGGCGUUCCCUGCCUGAUUUCUACAUCUCCGUCAUCUUGCACAGUGUCUUGCUGCCGACUGUUCUGUCUGUGAACUUGACGGUAAAAUCGGAGGUAUCGAUUUUGUUGUGGGUUGUGAGUGUCUAGGCGAGCUACGUGGUCUCCUUACAAAAUGACUAUUUAGUGUCCUUGUAACAACCUUACCACCGGUUUCCGGCCCAUUUUACCCAUACAACUGCAGGACCAGUUUGUGCAAGGAAUGCGGCAGACAACAUCCGACUGCUCAUCCAGAUUCGGUCGGUCGUCGGAACACAGCAGGUCGUUGUGCAACAUCAACUGUUCUGUAGGACACAUUGGCUGACGUCACAGAGAAAUGAACCUGCAUCCUCUGACGUUAAGGGCCGCGCGAACAAGCCGCUGCCUAUCUGAUUUUUUGUCCCCAAAACGGGCCACGCCGUAGAUGCGCCGGACCAACACAGGCGGCUAGACCGGAGUCAGGCAGGCGUUAUCGGGAAGGCGCGCCCAUGACAAAUGCCAACAUUCGGGCGCAUGGCGGCAGGCCCAGUUGCAAGCUUAUGUCGGGCCAAUUUGGAUCCACGCCGCCUCCCUCCCCCCAUUUUCUUGAUAUGCAAAAUCUUGGUCAGUGUCCGUUGUAAACCAUGGGCUGUGGUGGCACGUCCGGGUGCGGUUUUCGCCGUGCCAGCCACCUUCUUGACUGUCACGACACCAGGCCCGGGUGGGGGAGGAGGAGAGAGUGCGGUAGAUGCAGCGCAAGGCUACUACGACUAUAGAAGGAAUCAUGUGCAAGUCAUCGUCCCUGGUCUCACCGUGCUGUGGGGCACACAGUGAAACAUCGAUCACGACAGUCGAACUGCGGGAUUUUUCGUCGAUCAGAAUGUGCAAACUGCUACUGUUAUCUGCAUUCCCUCUUAAAUCUUUUUUUGUAGCUGAAGCAUGAACCAACUGGACUAAUUGGUCUUCCUGGUGGGGAGAUCGCCUCAGGGGAAACAAUCUCCGACGGCUUGACUCGUCUGCUUUCUGCUGAACUCAACGUCAAGCAAGCUAAAUUGCCUGCACGCCAGCAUCUAGGCAGCUAUAUGAACGCCCAAGAGGACAAGUGUGUCCAUCUUUUUGCCUCAAAGGUAUGUCACGUUUGCACCUCAUAUGCACCUCAUUUAUUCACCACAGCAUAAACGGUACGAGGGUUGCAUUUCAUACCACAAGAGAGACAGAGAGAGUGACAAAUUCUCAUGACGCAUCCUGAACGCUGCGCCCAGCUUUGUGAACCAGUGAAGUGCUUCCGGUUGGAUAGCUAGGAAAAUCGGUUAAACUGUGGCUCGCUGACCAGUGGUCAUGUGAGACGACUUUCUGAAGGAAUGGUUUCCUGAAGCGCAGUAAAUGGGUUCACUUAUGAAAUGUGCCCAAAAUUAGGAAACAUCUCUUAUCUGAGAAAGAUGAAGUGCUUACUGGAUCCAGGGAAUUGUAUUGCUGACGUUUUGAAGAGCUUGGCCGGUUCUCCAUUAUCAAAGCGUUGGGUGAGAAAAUCGAGCGGAAUUUUGAAUAAACGGCCGAAUCUGUUGGCCUUGGUCUGAUCGAUUUUUUCUUCUUUCGCCGCCUUGGCCCUCUACUCUCUCGAAUACCGACCAAAACUCCCAAUUUAUAAUAAACUAGCCGGGCCCGGCCACGCGUUGCUAUGGCACAGGUGAAUUCAAAAUCUCUGUUGGAUAAUUCGAUGUGGAUGGGACAUGUUGCAGACAACACUAAUGCAUACAUCCCGGUAUCGGUAGCUUUCAAAUAAAUUGAUAGCCUGGCAUGCACAACGGAAAGUGACAUGCUUAACGCCGCUGACAGAUUUCAAUUGCUAGAAAGACGUUGAACCGGACACAUUCACCACCACCGUGCGGAGUAAGAAGCAUUCGUACCGAUUUGGAUGCACGAUGUGCACUCUGCCUAUCGCAGUUCCGUUGAAGAUGCCAAGGUGUCCGUCGACUCGCUCUCAUUUGCGUCGUACAAAUGAUAUUCUACACGCAUUCCCUGUGUAAUACGUAGUUACUUCCGAAUAUGGCAGGGUUUUCACAAACGCGUCAGUGUGGCUGAACGGGAAGAACGCAGUUAAUGUGUGUUACCGGUGGCCUGUUGCACAUUUGCAUCGGUAUAGUAAACGCAUUGCCCAUUCACUAAGUGCACUGCAAGUAAACAACACCUGGACUUGCUCAUGGAUGGGAAAAGAAAGAAUCCGCCACACAGAUCUGUUACUGUUACAAGCGAACAACACCUGGACUUCGCUCAUGAAUGGGGAAUGAAAGAAUUCGCCACAUUGAAUUUCUUGCCGUUGACGCAUCUUCCAGCCCAAUACUGUGCGAUUUCAUCGAGUUGUAUGCCCGUAUCCCUUUCCCUCCUCUCGUGUUGCAGGUCAAAUCAGCCAUGUCGCUGCCGUUGCUCACGUACUUACAAAUGUACCAAAUUCAUUUCUCGGAAUUGCAGUUUUACACGUUCAUGUGAACUUAACUUGCUUUUAAAAGCAAAGUCGAAUACGAAACAACCCAGCGGUUACUGACUGGUACGUCACCGGUUCGCAUUCGUACGGUUGUCAAUUGCCGGCGUCUUCCGCUGAUCGUUUUCGGUAUAAGGGGACUUCCGUCGUUACCGGUAACUGUGGUGCAUACGAAUGCCCGAGGAUAUCUCUUAGAGCGUUUUCCGUCUGUCAUACCAGGUGGUGAGCGGUGAGGGGGGGUGAGGACUGGGACUUGGGGCACCGCAAAGUCCAUUUAUAAUAUUCUUCGCCGCAACUUCGGGCAAAUCAUUGUCGACGUCGGCGUCAGGUAAUUCAGCGCAUAUUGCAUCGGCGAUUUCGUUGAUGGUGAUCUUGUUACAGAGCCAGAUCUAGGCGUGUUCGUGGGACAGUUCCCUCUUUUGCCAUUCCCCCAAUACAUCAAGCAGCGCACAGACACUAAAACCUCGUGUUUCACCAUGAAAAUCAUCAGCGAUUUCAGUUUCUUCUUGAGAACACGUGCUGUGAUGUCAUACCUAUUCACCGGCAAUGGCCUAGGAAGUAAGAGCCGAUAAAUAUCCCACCAAGCUGGAAUGCAUGUGAAUGUAAUGAGUAGGUCUGGACACCCCACACUGACAAACAUAAACUAUUGCACUUCGAUCGUACCCGAGCAUGUGGAGUGGACUGUCUGCGUAUGUGGAUGAAGAAAUCAUUUGUCCUACAACGUCAGGUGUAUUACCGUCGUUUACAACUGCAUCAUGCAAAGGAAUAUAUUCUUCAGAGCGCAGCUUGGUUUGAUUCAAACGAAUGAAAAACAGGCGUUCAGUUUCGAUUUUUGCAUACAUAUCCACAAUGUAGUGAUGAAGCAAUUGACGGCAUUUCAAAAGAGGAUUAUUUACAUUCUGCCGAAUCAUAAGUCAGUAGGAGUAGUGGUUCAUUGCGGUGCAUUUCAUGUGCGUUACCUCUUCACUGACUGCAUUUAUCAUCUUAACGUGUAAGUUAUAUCCACCGGCAAAUCCCGAAAAGUAAAUGGAUACUGUGUUGAAAUUGGUCUCCUGCAGCCGGUAUAUAUGAUAUCACCUUACCCUAAAAUCAUUAGUCUUCCAACGGUGGUUUUCGUACCGUCGUUCACAACAGCAUCACGCAGCGUGAAUGCUGAGCACGGAGGCGUGUUUAAUGCUGGUCUGCUGUUCUUCGCUGGCGUCUUUCAGCCACUCUCAGUUGAUAGUGUUCAUUCUGUUGUUGAACGAUACAGACCUGAAGCUGAAAAACGCGGUAUCCGUGACUGCAAGCGGGCCUCCGCACGACACUGACCUGAUACUGGGUGACAGUCCCCUUAUGUGGGUUGUGCAUGGGGAGAGGGGAAGGGGCUUUGUUAACCGCAUCCAGUCCUCACCCCUCGAGAAUCCCAUCUGAAGCGGUCACAGCCCCAUUAUGUGGUUAGUGUGGGACAAGUUCAAGUGGUGCCCAAGAGUUGCAUGAUUUUUUGCUUCAGGCUGGGUGGUUUGCCUAGCUGCCCAUAUUGCAUCGGCCCAGAGAGGGUGGAGGGCCUGCUCAAGUGCCUGCAGGGUGGGUGGUGGGGUGAGCGCGGCUGUCGGGCGGAGCCCGUGCGUUUGAGCGAAUGUCGGUCAAGUGGCCACAGCCGGACCCCGCCACGCGUUGCUGUGGCUCAAUCUGAUGAAUUGGGAAAUAAGGGAAGGAGGAAGGGGCACGUUCCCAAUUAAGAAAAAUGUAAGGGCCACCGGUUGACUGUACGUAUUAUGUGUGAAACGCAGGAUCGCCCUUCUAGCCGCUGUCGAAGGCAGGGCAAUUGUUUGCUGCACCCAGUCGCGCUCGAGAAUUCCGGAGUAAGUGAUGACGGCUGGCAUUUAUUUCGUCCACCGGUGUCGAUCGAGGCAGUGUUGGCCUAAAGUCUCCUGCAAGCAGUAGCAGUGCAUCGGAAAUGGUCUGCUGUUUCCUCGCAAAUCCUGCAGUGUUCGAUCAGGGGCCUCGAGGGCUUUUUUGCGCCAUUGUGCAUUCAUCCUAAACAAUAAGUUUGUAUUUCUGCAGUACUUUUCCCAUGCUGGAUGCUUUGGAAAUGUUACACGCGGGACAUUCAAUGCAUUGCGCGUUCAAAGGCAAUUUCGAAGCUGAAUGAAGGGGUUUUCCGCCAGAUAGCAGAGUUGCCGCUAUUCCGGGGAUGCAAGUGCUAGGGCUAUGUCAUUUAUUGGAUCGAAUUGCCGUCAGAAUCGGUCGUAGUAGGAACGUUUUGCCAGUCCCUUCUGGCUCAUCUAGGAAUAAGAUUCCUCCAACCCCGUUCUUGACAUUCCGCAGUAUUUGAUCGUAAAUGUCAUUCUGCUCUAGUCGUUGCUUGUGAAUGUUUGAUUCCUAGCAUGGCAGAGGUUGAACCCUGUUUCGUUUUGCUCAUGGCGCCAAUCCACAUCCAACGAAGCAACAGCAGAUUGGUUUUGCGGUGACAUUCCCAGUUGACUAAGAACUUUGAUCGCGAUUUCUGCGUACAUAUCCUCAAUCAAUAUUAACGCCUCGCUGUAGAUUCCUGCUGUGCAAGCCACAUUUGAAUUUUCCUUGCAUAGUUUACGAAAGGUAUCUUCAGCCAUGGGCAAAUUCUAUUUCACCGGUAAAUCUGUAGGAGAUGAGAAGAGAAUGCGGUCAAUAUGACUGCAAAAAAUGCAUGAAUUUGAUGUGGAUGGUCGUGUUUCAGGCGUCAUUAAUACAUUCGUCCCACUGUUGAUCGUUCUCCGGUAACUGAAGAGCCUAACACGCACUGCUGAAAGUGGCAUGCGUAGCGCCGUUGACAGAUUUCAAUUGCUGGAAAGACGUUGGACGUGGCACAUUCAUCAACAGCAUGCGAAGUAAGAUUGAGAUGCACUGUAUGCAGUCUGCCUACCGCAGUUCCUUUGAGUGUGCCGGGGUGUUCGUCCACUCGCUCUCCUCGUUUGCGUUGUUCGGAUGAUUUUCUACACACAUUCCUGUGUAAUGCGUGGGCACUACCGAAUGCGGCAGUGUUUUCGCAUAAGCGUCACUUUGGCCUAACGUGGAGAACGCAGUUAACGUUGUUGCCAGUGGACCCAAGGCAACCUGUUGCGCGUUUGCAUCGGUAAAGUAAACGCAUUGCCCAUUUUCUAACUGUACUACAAGCGAACAACACCUGGACUUCGCUCAUGAAUGGGGAAUGAAAGAAUUCGCCACAUUGAAUUUCUUGCCGUUGACGCAUCUUCCAGCCCAAUACUGUGCAAUUUCAUUGUGUUGUAUGUCCGCAUCCCUUUAUCUCCUUUCGUGUUGCAGGCCGAAAACGGCCAUGUCGCUGCCUUUAUUCACGUACUUAUAAAUGUUCCUAAUUCAUUUCCCAAAACUGCAGUGUUCCACGUUUAUGUGAGCUGCGUUUGCUUUUGGAAGCAAAGGCGAAUACGAAACAACCCAGUGGUUACCGACUUCUAUGUCACCGAUUCGCAUUCUUACGGUAUAAGGGACUUCCGUCUAUCAUGCCGCGGGAGGGGGGGGGGGGGUUGCAGAAUUGGAAUUCAGUGCAUCCAAGGUCCACGUAUCAUAUUCUUCGCCACAACUUCAUGCAAAUCAUUGUCGACGUCGAUAUCAGGUAAUUCGGCGCAUACUGCGUCGUCGAUUUCGUUGGAGGCGAUAUUGUUAUAGAGCCAGAUCAGGACAUGUGCAUGGGGCAGUCCCCUCUUUUGCCGUUCCACAUAAUACAUCCAACAGCGCACAGAUCCAACCACCUCGUGUUUCACCAUGAAGUUCAUCAGCGAUUGCAGUGUCUUCCUGAAAACACGUGCUGUGAUGUCAUACCUAUUUACCGUCGAUAGCCCAGGAGGUAAGAGCUGAUAAACAUCCCCAAAGCUGGAUUGCAUGUGAAUGUAAUGAGUAGAUCUGGACGUCCGUACUGGCCAACGUAAGGAAUUGCACCUCGAGCGUGCUCGAACAUAUGGCGUGGACUCUCUGUGUAUGUGGACGACAAAAGCGUUAGUCUUACAACGUUAGUUGUAUUACCGUCGUUUACAACUGCAUCAUGCAAAGGAAUGUAUCCUUCAGAGCGCAGCUUGAUCUGAUUCAAACGAAUGAAAAACAGGCGUUCAGUUUCGAUUUUUGCGUACAUAUCCACAAUGCAGUGAUGAAGCAAUUUACGGCAUUUCAAAAGGGGGAUUACUUACAUUCUGUCGAAUCAUAAUUCGGUAGGAGUAGUGGUUCAUUGCGCUGCAUUUCAUGUGCGUUACCUCUUCACUGACUGGAUUUAUCAUCUUAACGUUGAAGUGAUAUCCAUCGGCACCAUCCCGAAAAGUAAGUGGAUACGCCGUUGAAAUCGGUCUCCGCCUGCCGGUAUAUAUGGUUUCACCUUGCCCUAAAAUCGUUAGUCUUCUAACGGUUUUUGGCGUACAGUCGUUCACAACAGCAUCAUGCAACGUGAAUGCUGAGCACGGAGACGUGUUGGACGCUGGUCCGCUGUUCCUCGGCCACUCUCAGCUGGUAUUGCUCAUUCUGUUGCGAACUAAGCAGGCCUGAAGCUGCAGAACGCGGUCGCCGUGACCGCAAUCGGGCUUCCGCAAGCCGAGCUGCACUACACUGGGCUGAGACUGGGUGACUGCCCUAUUAUAUAGGUUGUGCGGGGGGGGUGGGGCUGAUGUUAACUGCAUCCAGUGCAGUCGGGUGGAGCACGUGCGUUUGAGCGAAUGUCGGUCAAGUGGCCACAAUCUGGGCGCACAUGUGUCUGCGCGCGAUAUAGGUCAAGUGGCCGCAGCAGGUGGUGUUGUUUGGACGGAAAUAAUCCGGUUUUUUACCCAUCAUAGGCGUACCAUCGGCAUAAUUACACAAUUGAACAGCCAAAAACCCGGCCCUAUGCGCGGGUCGGGUUGUGUCCAAAUUUCAGCGCAAUCGGUGCAGUACUUUCGGAGAUUAGAUAUAACACAGAAAAAGAAGCCUUCCAUUUUUAGAUAUAUAGAUGAUCUUAAGUGAAACAAAUCAAUUGCUAGAAAAAAUAUAACCUUCCUCAGAAAUAACAGUUUUCUUACGAAAAACGGAAAUAUCGAAAGCUCAGAAAAUCGUGUCAUAUGAGUGAAUUAAGGUUUUGGAAUUACGUGAAGCCAGCCCAUGCAAAUAACUGAGUAAAUAAAACGAAAAAACGAACAAAACAUGAAAUAGUCCCUUAUUGCAGUUUACUUUUAACCCACCUCCAUAAAUGGGCGUAAGACGGUGUAUGACGGUUAGCCAAGUGCUUGUUGUACGAUUAUAGACUCCAAAACAGUUCCAUGUGAAUUUCCUGUAAUUUUCCCCUUUGUAUUAUUUGAGAUGUAGUUGAUUCAUAUAUAGAGGACACCGCUUGAGUUCGAUGAUAAAAACGUCACAAAAAUCAAAGUUUUCACAAAGUCACAUAUCGAGAGGGCGGUCGGUGACUAAGAAAUCUGCAUAAAAUUAGCAGAUUCAAUCACAAGCAUGCCACGUUGAGUGUGAAGAGGACACUUCUUCUGCAGGAGCAGUGUGUGGUUUUUGGUGGCGGUGGGAUCCGUAGAGUUUCAAAGUGUCCUUGGACUAUCAGUGAAUAUUUUGUUGCCUACAGUCAUCUUAAUUGACUGCUCUGAAAAACGGGUUCUGCAAUAUGUUACGGAAAUGCGAAAAUUCCCGUGCAAGGAUUCAGAAGGUUAAUUAGUGAGCAUACGUACACUUUCGACAAAUCCUCAUUGGGCCAGUACAUUUAUAUGUGAAAGGAUCGGGUAAAAGAGGUCAGUGUUUAGAGAAAUCGAUUAAUGUUCGUCUUCACACGCAAGCAGGGUGUGAGAAUAGAGGGAGAGGGAUAAUAAGAAGUAGUAAAGUUUAUGGAGAGUCAGUAAAGGGGGAGAGAGCGGGAGGCCGUGAAUAAUUGCAUGCAGUUAAUCUCUAAUUGUUUAAUGGUAGAAACUGAUAUGAGAAUUUUCGGACGACUUAAACGCUGGACAUUUUGCUCGCUCGUUUAGCCCUUUCAAGUAAAUGCGCUUUUCUCGUGCUGCAAAUGUGUCCACGCAAUUUUAUCAAACAAAAUGUUCAUAAAUGUCAGCGAACAUGUACGUUGCCAUAUAUUCGGGCAAUUUUCUAUGCCAGCACCUGUACUAGACUUCGGUUACACAUCUGAGCGUGUUUUUCUUUAAGAGGAGAGUAACUUACCCUCGCACAUAAAAGUUGAUUUUUUGUCUGGUGCCAACCGUGGAAACCAGUUCGCUAACACACAAGUUAUUUUUAGAGAACGUUCGGGUGAGCGUUCACACGUGACUCAACCGACCACACAUUCGCUACUUCGAUAAAUGCCCUCAAGAAGUAUCUUCUUUGAAGGUUUUAAUAAACACAUAAUACAGAAACUGCCUUUAUGGACAAUCGAUUGAAAACACCGCAAAUCAUGAAGUAGUCCGCGGCAUUUUAAUGCCGAUAUGUAACUCAGCGUGAUCUAAAACAUAAGUGUAAGCUAAUUUUGCAGAGGAAAAGUCCUCUUUAUAUACAUAAAAUUGUAUGUUGACGAUUACGUCUGUCGACUGGCCUGGAAACGUGUGCCCUUAUGAAAACCAUUAUCCCUAUGACGUUCUUAUCGGCAAAAUCAAGCAAAAUCCUGUCUUGCAAGUUCAAAUAUAUUUCGUAAAGAGCAACCGGUUUCGAUCGAGGCAUUGGUGGUUUGAAGUCUCCUGCAGGCAGUAGCAGUGCAUCGGAAGUGGUCUGCUGUUUCCUCGCAAAUCCUGCAGUGUUCGAUCAGGGGCCUCGAGCGCUUUUUUGUGAGCCAUUGCGCAUUCAUCCCAAACAAUAGGUUUGCAUUUCUGCAGUACUUUUCCCAUGCAGGAUGCUUUGGAAAUGUUGCACUUGGAAGUUUACAGGAAUUGCAUGUUCACUGCAAUUUCGAAGCUGAAUGAACGGGCUUUCUGCCAGGUAGCAGAUUUGCAGCUAUUCCGGGGAUGCAUGUGCUAGGGCUAUGUCAUUUAUUGGAUCGAAUUGCCGUCAGAAUCGGUCGUAGUAGGAACGUUUUGCCAGCCCAUCCUGGCGCAUCUAGGAAGGAGAUUCCUCCAACCCCGUUACUGACAUUCCGCAGUAUUUGAUCGUAAAUGUCAUUCUGCUCUAGUCGUUGCUUGUGAAUGUUUGAUUGCAAGCAUGGCAGAAGUUGAACCGUGUUUCAUUUUGCUCAUGGCCCCAAUCCACAUCAAACGAAGCAGCAACGGAUUGGUUUUGCGGUGACAUUCCCAGUUGAUUAAGAACUUUGUCCGCGAUUUCUGCGUACAUCUCCUCAAUCAGUGGUAACGCCUCGCUGUAUAUUCCUGUUGUGCAAGCCACAUUUGAAUUUUCCUUGCAUAGUUGACGGAAGGUAUCUUCAGCCAUGUGCAAAUUCUAUUUAUCGCGUAGAACUGUUGGAGAUGAAGGAGAGAAUACGGUUAAUAUGACUGCAAACAAUGCAUGAAGUUGAUGUGGAUGGGACGUGUUGCAGGCGUCAUUAAUACACACGUCCUACUGUUGAUCGUUAUCCAGUAACCGAAGAGCCUGACACGCACUGCCGAAAGUGGCAUGCGUAGCUCCAUUGACAGAUUUCAACUGCUGGAAAGACGUUGGACGUGGCACAUUCACCAACACCAUUCGAAGUAAGAUUGGGACGCACGGUAUGCAGUCUGCUUAUCGCAGUUCCUUUGAGUAUGCCUGGGUGUCCGUCCACUCGCUCUCCUCGUUUGCGCUGUUCAGAUGAUUUUCUACACACAUUCCCUGUGUAAUACGUAGGCACUUUCGAAUUCGGCAUUUUUUUAGCAAACGCGUCACUUUGGCUUAACGUGGAGGUCGCAGUUAAUGUUGUUGCCGGUGGACCCAAGGCAACCCCCUUGCAUAUUUGCAGCUGUAAAGUAAACGCAUUGCCCAUUAUUUAACUGUAAGGCAAGCGAACAACACCUGGACUUUGCUCAUGGAUGGGGAAUGAAAGAAUUCACCACACGGCUUUGUUGCUGUUGACGCAUAUUCCAGCCCAAUACUGUGCGAUUUCAUCGAGUUGUAUGUCCGCAUCCCUUUAUCUCCUUUCGUGUUGCAGGCCGAAAACGGCCAUGCCGCUGCCUUUAUUCACGUACUUAUAAGUGUACCUAAUUCAUUUCCCAAAAUUACGGUGUUCCACGUUUAUGUGAGCUGCGUUUGCUUUUAAAAGCAAAGGCGAAUAUGAAACAACCCAGCGAUUACCGACUUCUAUGUCACCGAUUCGCAUUCGUAUGGUUGCCAAUUUGCCGAUGUCUUCCGCUAAUCAUUUUCGGUAUAAAGGACUUCCGUCUGUCAUGUCGGGAGAGGGGGGGUUGGAGAAUUGGGAUUCAGUGCAUCCAAGGUCCAUGUAUCAUAUUAGGUCAGUAGGUCAGUAUAUUUUAAGAGUAAUAGGCAAUGCCUUUGAAAGCCCACAACUUCAUUCAAAUCAUUGUCGACGUCGAUAUCAGGUAAUUCGGCGCAUACUGCGUAGUCGAUUUCGCUGGAAACGAUCUUGUUAUAGAGCCAGAUCAGGAUAUGUGCAUGGAGCAGUCCCCUCUUUUGCCGUUCCACCUAAUACAUCCAACAGCGCACAGACCCAACCACCUCGUGUUUCACCAUGAAGUUCAUCAGCGAUUGCAGUUUCUUCCUGAAAACAUGUGCUGUGGUGUCAUACCUAUUUACGGUCGAUAGCCCAGGAGGUGAGAGCUGAUAAACAUCCCCCAAGCUGAAUUGAGUGUGAAUGUAAGGAGUAGGUCUGAUCGUCCGUACUGACAAACGUAAGCAAUUGCACCUCGUGCGUACUCGAACAUAUGGCGUGGACUCUCUGUGUAGGUGGACGACAAAAGCGUUAGUCUUACAACGUUAUCUGUAUUACCUUCGUUUACAACUGCAUCAUGCAAAGAAAUAUAGUCUUCAGAGCGCUGCUUAUUCUGGUUCAAGCGACACUGAAGCAGGCGUUCAAUUUCAAAUUUUGCAUACAUAUCCACACUGUAAUGAUUAAGCGAUUGACGGCAUUUCAAAAGGGGGAUUACUUACAUUCUGUCGAAUCAUAAGUCGGAAGGAGUUGUAGUUCAUUGCGCUGCAUUUCAUGUGCGUUACCUCGUCACUGACUGGCGUUAUCAUCUUAACGUUGAAGUGAUAUCCAUCGGCACCAUCCCGAUAAGUAAAUGGAUGUUGCGCUGGAAUCGUUCUCCGACUGCCGGUAUAUAUGGUAUCACCUUACCCUAAAAUCAUUAGUCUUCCAACGGUUGUUGUCUUACCGUCGUUUACAACAGCAUCAGGCUGCGAGAAUGCUGGACACGGAGUCGUGUUUGACGCUGGUCUGCUGUUCCUCGCUGGCGCCAUUCCGCCACUCCCAGCUGGCUGUGUUCAUCCUGUUGUGAACGAAGCAGGCCUGAAGCUGCAGAACGCGGUAGCCGUGACCGCAACCGGGCUUCCGCAAGCCGGGCUGCACAAUACUGAGCUGACAUUGGGCGACAGCCCCAUUAUGUGGGUUGCGCGGGGGGGGGAGGGUCUGGUGUUGACUGCAUCCAGUCCUCAUCCCAGAUAAUCCCCGAGGCAGCGGUGACGGCCCCAUUAUAUGGACUGUGGGGGACAAAUUUAAGUGGCGCCUAAGUGUUGCCUGGUUUUUUUGCCCCAGGGGUGGUUAACUCAGGCGGCCCAUACUGCAUCGGCCCAGAGAGGGUGGAGGGCCUGCUCAAGUGCCUGCAGGGUGGGUGGUGGGAUGGGCGCGGCUGUCGGGCGGAGCACGUGCGUUUGAGCGAAUGUCGGUCAAGUGGCCACAGUCUGGGCGCACUUGUGUCCGCGGGGCUGUAGGUCAAGUGGCCGCAGCAGGUGGCGUUGUUAUGGCGGAAAAAAUCCGGUUUUUUACCCAUCACAGGCAUACCACCGGCCUAAUUACAAAAUUGAACAGACAAAAAUCCGGCCCUAUGCGCUGGCUGUGUUGUAUCCAAAUUUCAGUGCAAUUGGUGCAGUACUUUCGGAGAUUAGAUAUAACACAGAAAAAAACCCUUCCAUUUUUAUAUAUAUAGACUACGAGGUCGCCGAGUUUUUCACGAUUGGGUCCAAUGGAUUAAAUAUUGCUCAAACUGCUAACGCUCUGCUCGUUCCGCUUCUAAAUUACGUAUGGAUUUAAACUAGCCCACACAAAUCGUAGCUUAUAAUCUGUCCGAAAAUCGAAGUGACCACUUGGUGGUGGGCCUUUUUGUGGUUGCUUAUGGGGUAUUCGCAAAUGUCGGGGAAAUAUGGACACAUUUAAACAAAUGACUCCCUGCGGGCUUUAGUACUGCUUUUUGGGGCAUGAAAUCGAACGGAUUUAUGAAUUCGGAUUUUGAAAAGCAACAAAACCAAUGGCCCUCCAAAAGAAACAUGCUUGUCCCCAUUCUGUUUCACCUAACCUGCGCAGGCUAAAAAUCAGUUUUCAAAUGCGUCAAGAUUUGUUGGGAGAAAACGCCCCAGCCUACAUUAUUCUCCUCUCGUAGAAGGACUCAGAGGAAUGUGCAAACCUAGCCUAGCACAACGAGUACUACCAGAAAUUGCCCGGAGAGAAACGUUUCCUAAAUUGCAGUCCUGCCAUGCCAAAUGAGCCUGCAUGGUUCGUCCGAGAGCCUUCGCUGAAGGCCAUUCCGCUACCGGCCGCCCAGUGACGCGUCGGGCAGAUCGCAACCAGGCCAACAUACAGGGCCCGCCGUCCCGGGGUUUCCAUAGUCUCUGAUCAAUUGGUCUUCGAGCGUUAGAACAAGAGUACACACUUGAGUACUCAUCUGUCAGGAAAUUUAUGACCGACGGGACAAAUCGUAGAAGUGGUUGAAGUAAAUUAGAGAGGGCUGGUGUGGAGGAGCUGUUAGUCUGUGUCAGCGCGCCCGUCCUCUGGUCUCCACUGCACAGGACAGAUCCCUCAUGCAGUUGUCUUACCUUUUUGCGGGCUAGUGCGCUUUUAUUCCGCUUGUGGUGUUUGGACUACACCCUCGACCAUGACUGCUGUAGGUAUUUGUAAAAGGCGACAUAAUUUGGUGAAGAAUGCAUGGUCUGCGACUGGACUGACAGGUCUCCUUUUCUCGACGGGUGCAAUGCGUUUUGCAGGACCUGUCUGGAGGACAUUACUGCCGACGUGAUGAUCACGUUUCUCACAAAGCCUUCCCCCCUUCCCCGAGGCGCAUGUUUUGCCGGUUGGCGUAGUUGUUGAGAUUCGCGGGGUGAUCGAGAUGUAGAGGUCACAGCAGGCUGAGUGCGUCGCCAUCACGAUGGGGCUCAGGCGGGCCACCACCCACUCACUGAGGAUCGACUACAGACGCCAGCCCUCCAACACACACACACACACAAAGUGCACACACAGGACAGGGCUAAAAAAGGACUGUUUUGUAUCCCUUAGCGUCUGCACGACUCCAGCAUUUUGUUUACAGAGCGCCUGACGGCAGUCUAGUGUUUUGUCAAGGCUGUGCGGCAUACACGCUAUGCGCCGUAAGCGUUUUUUAUAUGGCCUUCCGGAUCGCCAGAUUCGAAUGUUUUAAACGUACGCACGGAGCGGGAUCUACAAUUUCAACGGAGAUUGCGCAAAUCAUGAGAAGUCAGUCGCAAUCCUCAAACUGUAGAAGAGAGACGCGGUAGCUGGAGCUGGAACUUUAUCCACCAGAUCUUUCGGAUUCGCAGUCAAACCUAUCACCAGACACAUCAUAUAAGUGUAGUGGAUGCCCAGAGGUUGCAGUAUUUAGAGGACGCAGUUGUUGCGUCAUCGCACGCCGAGCAAAAUUAGCGUCUCCCGCAAUCAUAGCUGAGGGUUACAUUUGGUGCAAUAAAUGAUUUGAUUGCGCGCAACUGGCUAAUUACCCUGACCAGGCAGGGUCCCAGCACUGAAUGUGGAAGGUGAGGACGUUGUGCUUGUUAAUCCACCGCGAGGUGGAGGACCACCACUCAGAAAACUCAAGGCUCACGCACUCGCGAGAAUUCCAGCCUGAUCGAACUUGAAAGUGUGACUGUGUCCCGUCUAGAGAGGCGCGACCUGGGGACUGACGUCGUUGCUGCUGCGUGCUCGGCCAUCAGCGUCCGAAGCAGUCUCCUAGUGUCUCCGACGUAGUCGUCUUGCCCGCAUCAGCAUCAAAUCCGAUAAACCACUCCACACGUUCCAUGCGUGACGGUGUAUUUUUCGGCAUCAUUACUUGACACCUGAUAGUUGUUUCUGGUCAGCGUGCAACCCAAGCUCCAAGUGGUGUGAGAAGGCGGCUGACGACUUCUGAAGCACAGUUUGGGGCUGUAGGAUUUGGUUUCGCGUCUGAUUUUCGCACGCACCGGAUGAAAAAAAUGUUCAGUUGGCCAUUCACUCCGAGCACUCGUUGAAGGUAUUGCAUUAAUACUAAUAUUACUACUACUACUACUACUACUACUACUACUACUACUGCUACUACUACUACUACUACUACUACUACUACUACUACUACUACUACUACUGCCACCACCACCACUACUACUACUCCUGUUGUCAUUGCUAUUAAUGCUAUUACUACUAUUGCUACCACUAAUGAUAUUACUUCCGCCGAAGCUCUAACUACCACUAGUCCAUCGAAGGAAUUGGGGUUCGGGGCAACGCAUCCAAAUACGCCGUUACAGUGUAAAUAUGCAUCAGCGUUCAUAGUUGAUGAGGUGAAUGAAGACAAAUACUUGCGUCAUAUUUGUCGGCUUAAUGAGCACAGUUGAUUUAAGCCAUCACAUAUAGACAACGACAUCGAGGGAAACCAGCUGGUUGACAUAGUUACGUGGAAAGCCACUUUCUCCGAGAAUCCGUCGAAGCUAUUGCAGUACGACAAGUUUACCAACUGGCAGUGUGCGUCAGUAUCCAUAGAACGCCGAUUGAUAACUUCAGUGAGUCAGGUGUGAGCAAAGGCUGACUGACAGACGUCAAAAUUCUUCACUGGUUGGCGGAGGGACGAUAACCAAACAAGUGGUGCAUGGGAGAGAAAAGGGAAAGUAAGGUCAACACUGAGGAAUCCAUCCCCACAGCACUUAAGCGCUUUCCUAACUAUAAUGGAUCUGACGCACUUACAGCAGGUCGGCUAACUCAUGAAAUGUCAACCAACAUUUCGAAAUGCGUUCUCGUUUCGAAAAGAUUAAUUAAGUAGGGUUGUAAAGCUAAUCAUCAUGUUGCAUAAUUCUAUAAUGAUCCAGUUACUUCAGGGUGCCUUCUUUCGAACGUACUUAUUACCGACUGCAUGCAAGAAGUAUACCCUGCAAAAAAUGACUGCUUACGUAGCAUGCAAUCUUCCCAUUGAUUUUCUAUGACCUCAACAGUUCAAUUAUAUUUCAUGAAGAAAUGCUUAAAAAUAUUCAUUAUUUUGCUUAUUCGGUAGAAAAUCACGUCUUCUUCCAAUUUUAUAUUUGAACGAAGAGUAUAAUUCGGUUUUAAAAAAACUUUUCUAAUUGUGAGAUUUUUUAAUACCGUGAAACGGCCGUUCAUAAAAGUUAAUGUAUCUGCAUUUACCAAUGUGGCUUGUAAAGUUAAUCAUAUUGCUUAAAUCCUUUGCUUAACUUUAUGAACCCCAUAUGGUCUCCUCUUAACAUCGUAGAGAAAUGUACGGUUUUCCGUACACGGAAAAUAUACGGCUUGUAUUUUUGAAGCCCUUAAUGCAAGUAUAACUGCAGGUCGGUUUCAGAAUUAUUUGGGAAUUAGAAAAGUUUUUUUAAAACCGAAUUGUACUCUUCGUUCAAGUAUAAAAUUGGAAGAAGACGUGAUUUUCUACCGAAUGAGCAAAAGGAUGAAUAUUUUAAAGCAUUUCUUCAUUAAAUAUAAUUGAACUUUUGAGGUCAUAGAAAAUAAAUGGGAAGAUUGCAUGCUACGUAAGUAGUCAUUUUUUGCAGGGUAUACUUCAGUCGGUAAUAAGUACGUUCGAAAGAAGGCACCCUGAGGUAACUGGAUCAUUAUAGAAUUAUGCAACAUGAUGACUAGCUUUACAACCCUACUUAAUUAAUCUUUUCGAAACGAGAACGCACUUCGAAAUUUCGGUUGACAUUUCAUGAGUUAGCCCAUCUACUUAAAGUCUGUUAGGAAGGAGCAAGAGUCGUUGCUUGGAAGGUUGCCAACUGACAGGGUACCUCGCUUCUUUUCAAAACUGGAGGGGGGGGGGGACGAGCGGUCUGCAACGUUGCCUUACUACGGCCUUCCUAGCAGUCUCACGCAUGUGGGAGAAGAUCCGACCUUAUAGUGGCCUGAUGCACGUGGCGAAAACCGGGUCGCGCUUGGUCCGCGUAGACGGGAUGUUCGGCUUUAUGAGCCGCUGUGCCAGCGAACUUCUCUAGUUGUCUUGUCAUUAGAGUAAGGUGGGUGGAGCAGGGGACAGCGCAGUAGAUGUUACGCAAGCCUGGUUCACUAGAAUCUGAUUCACGUGCAUGCCCUUGGUACCGCACGCGCGUGGCAACGUCUGUCGCGUUCACGUGCCUUAUGGAUCACGGUUGCUGUAGAGAUUCCAACCUAAGCAAUGAGUUCUUCGGUUGCACUACACGGUUGUGUGACUCUGCUUAUGGCAACUACUGUCUUGCGGAUCCCCCCUUUGAUUGUGUAUGCGUUGCUAGAUAAGGUACUCGGGUCGUUCAUUCACUUAGUCCAGGUGCGGGUUGUGCGUCCUUCCUGUAGCCUGUCAUACUGCUCUGUGAUACCACAUCUGUAGGUGUCAUUUACCCCGUAAGCCCAUCUGCCGUUCUAAAUUUUCCUUUUCCCGCAUGCUGUGCAGAUAACACACUCAGAGCUGAAGCAGCUCCUGCUUUCAGCACUCGUGUCGCCUUCUUUCGGGCUCGUUAACGGCGGUUACUCUCUCCUCCCCAUCUCUGCUACCUCUGGCGGAACCAACAUCAGUGCGCUGUCCCGGUACCUGGCCUUCGGUCUCUCCCCCACGACGCCCUACGUGGACAUGGCUUGUUCUCCGCGUGCCGUCUCCGUCCUUCGCGGUAAUACCUUUCAACUGCUGCACACGGCUCUCCUCACCCCCCAGUUGGGCCCUAUCCUCACGCCCGCGGAGUAUACUGAGGCGCUGAAGGCUGCCUGCUCAUUGGUCAGUAAUGCAGCCAAUUACCAAGCCCGGGAACUGGAUGUCAGUCACAGAGACCGCUUAAACCAGCCGCCACUGCAGGUGUAA